AUGAAUAAUUAUACAAUUAUUAGUCCAAAUUUACAAUCCCCUCAAAAAAUGUUGUCAAAGAUAUAAAAUUUAGAGCACAACCAAAUUAGAUUAAUAAUAUUAAAAGAAUUUCUAUAGGGAAAGUUAUCUCAUAAAUUUUCAAAUUAUAUUUUACUCUAAUCUGCUGAUUAGCUAUAUUCAGAAAUAGUUUUAUUGUGGUAUCUUAGAAAAGAAAUCCCAUUAGAAGAAGCUUAAAUAUUUUUAAGCAAAAGUGAUCCUAAUUUAUUUCCUUUCUAACUCAUGUCAUUUUUAGUCAAUCCAUAAUUAAAAUUACCACUUAUUAACUUAAUUUUUAAUCCAUAAAAUAUUUAAUUCCUCAAUUCAUCAUUAGAUGUUGUUUUGAUGAAUUAUUAAUCUAAAAAAGAAGUAAUAUCACUUUCACUUUAAAUUGAUGAAUUAUUAUAAUAACAUGAGCUUGAUUAAAUUUUACAUUAUUAUCCUAAAUUAAGUUUAUUGGUUUCUUAUCAUUUAAGAAUCAACCCUAAAUUUGAAGAAUUAAGCAAUUUUAAUACAAAUCUAAUUGCAAUUACUAUCAAAAGAUCAUAAACAUCAAACAGAGGAAUUGAAACUUUACUUAAUUAUUUAUUAGAAUGUGAUGAUAAGAAAACUAUUGUUGAUAUUUUAAUUUAAUUGAACUUUUAAAAUGAUACAGUUUUAAAUUUAGGAAUCUUAAAAUCUCCUGAAGAAACUUAAUUCAAAGAAGAAUAUAUUUUUUUUGAUAAAUGGACUUAAACAAAAAGUUUCAAUGAGAAAAUAUGGGGUAGAUUUACAUCUUUAGUGAAUUAAAAAAUGAUUAAACUAGAUAAUCAUGAAUUUACUGUAAAUAAUUUGAACUUUUCUUAACCUCUUUUUAUCAAAGCAUUGUUCUCUUUAGUUAAAAGACAUACAAGUAAUUUUAUUAUUGAAAAUGCUAUUAAUAAAGAAAUCAAAAUAAAAUAAAAUCUAUUUUUAGAUUAUCCAGAUUUCUUCAAAGUAUUUUUUAUUGAUUAUUCUUCAUUUUUAGAUCCACAUUAUAACAUGUAAAUUAUUUAAUUGAAUUUUUAGGUUAAUUUUAGAAUCUUUAAAUGUCAUACUUACUCAUAUUGAAAGAACUGCUUCAUAACCAAUUGUGUAACAUUUAGUAAUUAUAUAAAUAUAAUAAAUAGAAAUUACUUCUAUGUUAAUUUUUAGUAUAAUGUAUCUCAAAAAUGGUAGAUCCAUAAAAGAUUGAGAUUAGUAUUUAUUAAUUUAUUCAUCAAUUGCUUGGUAAGGAUAAGAAUUCAAACUUUGAAUUUGCAGCUACUUUAAAAUUAGAAUAAAUUGAAAAAGCUGUAAAACAUAUUGAUUGCUUAUAUUAUUUACUAUCUGAUUUAGAUUUGCUUUAAUAGAAAUUACAUGAUAAAGAAAAAUUUUAUAUAUUUUGUAAAUGUCUUCAACAUAAAUACAAAAGUGAACUUUUGGAAAAACCGUUAGAAAGCUAUUAAAUUGAAAAAUAGUUGAAACUAAAAUACAAUACAAAUUUAAUAAUGAAAAAGAAAGAGGAGAAAGUAAUCGCACAAUUAUUUUGA
This is a messenger RNA of Paramecium sonneborni, 1586 nucleotides long. Lineage: Eukaryota; Ciliophora; Oligohymenophorea; Peniculida; Parameciidae. The record is from the annotation of a GenBank genome assembly.